AUGCUUCAGUUUCUGUGCAACAGCGACCACAAGCUCGGAAGGGUAGCCAGCCUUUGUGCAUCGACGUCUAAAUUCGACGAUGUGACUAUAAAGCACGGCAAGAAGGUGAUUAUAAGUGGACAAACGGAGGGAUAUGUGCUCAGUCCCGGAUUCGCAAAUGGAACCAGCUACCCAGGAAACUUUUACGGUAGUGUGAUGAUUGAGUCCAUGAAAAGCAAACCGUACGUCAAGCUGUACUUCGAAGAUGUCGACCUGGACGCGCUCAACUACUGCAGCGGCGACAGGAUCGAGGUAUGGGAAACUCUGAUCACAACGUCCAGCCGGAAGCUUUCUUUUUGCGGUUCGCAACGGCCGCGAACGUGGGUCUCCCGUGGUGGCAAGAGCGUCGAGAUUUUCUUCAAGACAGAUGAAAUGUUAGCAGGAAGAGGAUUCAGGAUUCGAUUCCAGGUCACCGAUGACAACGACCUCUGUGGCAAGGAUCAGUUCCAGUGCAAGAACCGCCAGUGCAUUCGUCUCAGAGGCAUUUGCAACGGCGUCAUCGACUGCGCCGACGGAUCAGACGAGAAGUUUUGCAAUGGUGUGGGCAGCGGAGGGCUGAAGGACAUCGCGGAUGUUCCCUGCGGCGCGCCAGCGCAUUUGCCGAACAAGGACACUGAGGAUCGAGUUGUGGGAGGCACAGAGACCACGCCCCACUCGUGGCCCUGGCAAGUCAGCCUCGGUGACCCAGAAUACGAAGGAAUCGGUCACUUCUGCGGAGGAGCUUUAAUCUCUAGCCAGUGGGUGCUCACCGCCGCGCAUUGUCUCAAGGAGUGAGUGCACAGUCGGGAUUUCUAGGACGAU
Rhipicephalus sanguineus (brown dog tick) is the source of this 840-nucleotide messenger RNA. Its product is annotated as suppressor of tumorigenicity 14 protein homolog. Lineage: Eukaryota; Metazoa; Arthropoda; Arachnida; Ixodida; Ixodidae. Gene Ontology annotation, biological process: proteolysis. The record is from RefSeq and is a predicted model, not a curated record. Gene Ontology annotation, molecular function: serine-type endopeptidase activity; protein binding. The coding region runs from base 1 to 813 and encodes 270 amino acids. The transcript is spliced from 5 exons.